AGAGGCGAGGCGCUGCGCGGCUGCCGGUGCUGGAUCCGCGGGGCUGGGCGGCAGCUGCCCCUGCCCAAGGGGGGCAGCGGUCUGGGCGGAAGGAGGGCGUAGAGUUGCGGUGGGGACCGCCAGGAGCCCAGCACCGUUAUGCCGGUUCCCGCAGCUGGAGUACCACGGCUGUGAGGGAGUUCCAGCCCUGGCGGGACCCCGGGAGUCCGUGCCCGUGGGCUGGGCCGGUUCGGGGAUCGGCGCCCCGAGGAGACUGCGCGGGCCCAGAGCGGCCGGCCGCCGCUGGAGCCGUUAAACGGACAGCGGGCGCGCGGGCUCCGCGACAGCCGAGAGGAGGCGGCGGUCGCUCCCCGUGAGGUAGAGCGGGGCCCGGGGGCAGGAGCGCUGCCAACCCCGGGUGCUCGCUCUCGGCUGCGUCCCGUGGCCGUGCGGACAGAAAAUUUGGAAUGGGAGUACUUUGCUGAACAGAGCAGCACAAGAUGACUUCUGAUUCCUGCACUUCACGGGAGCCUGUCUGCAUUGAUGUUUACAGAGUAUCUGGGAUCCCAGGCGCCCUCCAGAGAGUCAAACCAGGGUGUGAAAUUGUCUCAUUGUGAGAAGGAGCAUCAGGAGGCUUAAACUCUUAAACUACCAUCUCCCUAAAUGCUUUUAGGGUUCCUGCUGCAAAGCCUUAACCAAAAAGUCAAAUCCCAGGGCCACCUAAACACCUCAUCCCUGGACAUGGUGAGGGAGCUUCAGAGCUGCAGGCUUCAAGAUAUCUGCGCCGCUAAAAGGGCCAAGGCAGACCCCACAGGGAUGCAUCCAGGUGAGUUUUGAAUGUCUCCAGAGAAGGAGACUCCACAACCUCUCUGGGCAGCCUGUUCCAGUGCUCUGGCACCCUCAAAGUAAAUGAGUUUCUCCUCAUGUUUAGAUGGAACCUCCCAUGCUUCAGUUUCUGUCUGUUGCCCUCAUCCUAUUGUUGGGCACCACUGAAAAGAGUCUGGCCCCAUCUUCUUGACAUCCAUCUUUGAGAUAUUUAUAAGCCUAAAUGAGAUCCCCUCUCAGCCUUCUCUUCUCCAGGCUGAACAGACACAACUCUCUCAAACUUUCCUUGUAAGAAAGAUGCUCCAGACCCAUUGCUUGCUUCAUUCCAGAUGUAAGCAGGGAUCUAGGAACUCCUACUAAUUCUCAGCAACCAGGCCAAGUUCUCAGCUGUCAGCCCUUGAAAUGGAGGGAAGCAUAACAAUUUUUUGUCUACUUAGUGAUCUAUUAGCAGCUUAUCCAUUGACAUUUGAAGAAACCAUAUGCACAAAUUAUUUAUUUUUGUUAUUUAUUAAAUAUGUACAUAUUUUUUUUCAUCCUAAGGAAUCAUAGAACAUUUGAAAAACUACCUUUUCUCCAAGGUCAUAUAUUUUAAGACAAAGCUAUAUUUAUUUAGGAAGGAUGGCUUGCAAACAUGAUUAGAAAAGAGAUUCUGCUUGCUUAUGCCUUUAAAUUAUUCAUUCCUGGUCAUUCUAUAGAAUCUCAGUCAAUUUUUGUGUGCUACUGGUGUUACAUGAAAAACAUUUGGAAAAGUUUCAGGUGUUUAAAAAUUAUUGGACUCCCUUUCCUUUUUCUUUACUUUCAGGGCUGGAUCAGCUUCAUUACAAGGGGCCAAUAUUUGCACUCAUUAUAGCAAUUGUAAAUAUGAAAUAAAUCCAUUUGUUUCAGUAUGGUUGCUCACAAGAGACUUUGUAAUGUAAUCCUGCAGUAUUUGGCUCUAGCAGAUCAGUACAGAAUAGAUCUCUGAAGGAAAAAGAGAUUAAAUUUUAAUACUAUUUAAAAUUAAUAUUAAAAUUGCGCUAUUUGUGUCCAUUGUUCCAAGUGAUCUCAUUUUGAAGUCUGGGGUAGAAGCAAAUUCUGUGUACACAGUUGAAGAGCAGGUAUCCAUUAGUGUUUUUUGUGGGCUUUUGCAGACACCAAUAUUAAAAGUAUUAAACUCUCCUUUGUCCAGAAUUAAAUAUUUUUUUGCAUGUGUGUACUUUUGGGAGGAAUUUAUCAUUGGUGUAUGUGUACUUACAUGUCAUUAUUAUCAUAGUCAUCAUAACUAUCAUCCACGUAUGCUUACAGACCUAUCCACACAAAGCUCCAUAUAGUGAAUGGUGUAGUUUGGAAUUGGUCUUCAAAGAUAGAUACAACCACAGCAGAAAAGGGAAGGCUCUGCUGCUGCACAUUUCUUACUGCAUUUCAAGUAGUGACAAUGAGAUGGCUGCAACCCUUUGUGCUUGCCUUCCUCCCUGGUGGAGUGGUAAAGGACCACCAUCUUGUCUGGGACAAGAUACACACUUUCCAGCACCACAAAUGACAGCUUUGUCCUUUACCACUCCAUUUUCAAAUGACCUGGUUUGCAAAUCUUGAGUUAUUUUGGGGUGGAAGGUGAAGCAGUCUUAAUCAUUAUGUCGUAUCAAUCAUUAUCAUAUAAUAUCAUGACAGAGACGAUGGUCUUUGGGCCCCUAGAGCCAGUCUUCUGAUUGAGGGCUGAUCUAGACAGAGGGAGUAGAACAAGCAUGCUUGCAACAUAAACCUGGGUGAAUUUUUCAGACAAGGAAGUAUAAUGGCUCUUGUAGAGCACCAAGUUCUUGUAUUUCUAAUGUGUUGAUGACCUGUAUGUUAUUUUUCUUUUCCAGAAUUCAUUAAAAUUACUUAGCAAGCAAGUCUUGAGAAAUCAAAUUUUGACAUUUUUUCCAAUGAACUCACCUGAGCCAGUGGUAUUUUAAUUUAUCUCAUUUCCAGUCAGGGAUAUUUAAUCAUAGGCUUCCAUAUGAGUCGUGCUUCAAACACUAAGAUACCCUGCUGAGUUCAUAGUGCAAUAGAAAACUUUGGUUUACUUAACUCAAAACCAGUGUGUGUGUGUGUAUAGCAAAAUCUGGUUUUAUAUUGCUUUUCUGACCCUUUCAUUCAGUACUAGUAAUGCAAUCAAUCACUGCAAAUGCAGAGGAAGUGCAGUUACGGCUUAGGCAAUAAUGUGCUUGAACCUCUGAAAAAAGAAACUAUUUUCUAAAUACGCCUGUCAGAACAUGCUGUUGCCCAGAGUUUCAUGCCAUUCACUAAUAUUCCCCUGUGCCUGAGGAAUUACUUUAAAUAUGUUUGCCAGAAAUUGGGAAUAUUUUGUUUAAAAGGAAUAUUGAAAACAGUAAACGUGCAAAUUUUUUAUGUAGCAGACCUUUCCUUACCACCAGGACUAGUACAGCACAAGCACUGUGACAGCCCCUUGCUGGCUGCUCAUUCACUCCCAUCCCACUGAAAGACUUGCACGCCUAUGUGGACUGAAACCUCUUUCAGCUGAAGAAAUUAAAGUUAGAGACAUAUAUUGCUACGAAAUAUACUAAUGUGAAAGUAAUACAGAGGAGGCUUCAUUUUGAUAAUAACAGCCUAUUACUUCCAAUUUCUAUGUAUUAUACCCUGAGAUAUUUUGGAAAGAUAAAGGCACUCCAGCUCCAGUAGGGAUUAGGAAAUGGGAAACAGAAUCAUAGAAUGGUUUGUGUUGGAAGGGACCUUAGAGUUCAUCUGGUUCCAUCAUCCAUUGUUGUGCAAUCUGCUGGAGUUAUAUCCAGUUCUGUUGCGCUGAAACACCCAUUUAACAAGGCAGUGAAGUGAAUUGAGCUUGUGGGUUUUGUUUGUUUGGUCUGGUUUGUUUUCGUUGCUGUUGUCUCCAAUCUAGGCUGGUGGGUUGUAAAGGAAACAGACGGGAUGUUUCUUAAUAUUCUUUGUGUCAGUGUCAUGGAUCAAUGUGAUUUUGUGUGGGUUUUUUAUGUCUUGUAGUGAAAUGCACAUUGCUUUAACAGGUUUGUAUUUGAAAGGUAAUAAUGGGACCCAUUAUGGUUUCUUGAACAUAACUGCACUUCAAGAUCACUUUGUGUCUCCUUUCUGUAACAGUAAUGUGGAAAACAAAAGGAACUGCAAAACAGGACUUUGUUACUGCUCUUACCUGCUUGGUACAUGUCUUUUAAUGGCAUUUACUUUGAAUUCUGUCAAGAAAAAGCUGUAACUGUUUGUCAGCUUUUGAAAAGCAAUGUAAGUCUAGCAGAGUGAGGGAAAUUAAUGCAUCUUCUUUUGUAUUUUUUUCUGGAUUCUAAGAAAUAUCAGAUAGUUCCUGUAUUAGAGAUUCAUUUUACCUUACUUUCUGCAUUGAUAAAUUAGGCAUCUAAUUUAAGAUACUCCCAUGUGCUCUCUAGGUACCCUCAGGUGGUGAAUCACCCUUUCUAUCCAAGAAGUGUAUUUUAGGAGAAUGAGUCAUUCUCCAGAAAUGCCCACCUGCUUCCAGCAUCUCUCAAAGAGGACAAGCUUAGGCUGGGGGGGCUAACUUUUGCAUUUCUAAAGUGUGGUAAGAUGAAGCUCAUUUUUUCCUUCCCCUUCCAGCUAUGAUGUCUUUAUUGCCAUGGUCAUGUUUGUUUUAAAAAGAGGGAAGCACAGAGUUAUACUGUGAUUAUUCCAUGGCACUUAUUCUACAGUUUUGCUGAAUUGAAUCCUAUGUGAGCAGGGAAAUGAGAUAUCUCAUAUGGCAUUCCUGCUGUGUUUUGAAUAUACGCGAUGAUCUUCUCUACUCAGAGAUAUAAAGUGACAGUAGAUUGCUUUAGUUUGAGUUUUGACUGGCCAGAGUUGUCUCUUCUUGCUUCCUUCUUGCUUCUCGUUAAGUGCGUGAACAACAGAACAAAUAAGCACCUUGUUCCUCUCUGUAUGACAUUACUUAAAGCUUGCAGAUGACCUUCAAGUUUUUAGGUGACUGUUCUCAGACUCUCCAGUGUGAUUCCUAUGAAUGGCACUGCACACACUCACCCUCACCCUCUUAUUGGGACUCAUCACAUUUUAGUUGCUUUCAGUAACUUGAUUCAAUAAUUUUGCCUGUAGCUAACUUACCAUAUGUUUGUAUCAUUACUAUAAGAUUUUGACUUUCAAAUGUUGAAAAAAUAAGUCAAAGCUUUUGUUAAGGUAGAUAUUCCAGUCUGAUUAUUAUUAUGUGCUGCUACCAUCAAAUUCUGAAUUUAUUACUUGUAUUGUUAAUGUUAUUUAGUUACUAUUGUACUGCUUUAUAUCACUCCCUGUUAUGGGUAUAUAAUAUUAUUUUGGCUAUUUUUUUUAGAUUAAUAAAACAAAAUACAGCACAUAGAAAAGCUUAUCUAAAUGUUUUUUUCUUCGCUCCAAGCUGCCUCCAGCAGCAUUUCUCUCUUUCAUCCAUCCUCUCUGAGAAUAUUUUUAAUACCUUCAGUAAAUCAGCCUUUCAAUUCCACCUACAGAGAAUUGUCCUCACAGUCUGAGACCUAAAUAUAGUUACAACACAGCUUGUAAUGUACUGUGGUUCAUGAUUACUGUAAUAGUUACUGUAAUGUACUACGGGACUGCGGUACACAGCCCAGGUUACUUUAACCUAGUGCUGUGUUAAAUAGGCUAAAGAAAUCCUGUCAAAUGUCGUAGCAUAUGGUGUUAUUCUCAGCAAGCCUGUGGGCUAGGUGAGAUGAAUUUCUAAGAGCUCUUCCCAAGCUUUAACAAGCUGCCAUCCACACUGGCACUAACUGGCAUUCACGUUUGCAGUCUCUUCAAGAAGGGUUUUCUGCAAGGUCUGUUCAGGGCACUGAAAUGGUUCUUCAUCUGUUGAUUACAGGUCGAAAUGGGAGUCGCUAACCAGGCAGGAGUAAGGACUCAGGAACUUCUUCCUUGCCAGAGAUGCUAAAGGGCUAAGCUUUUUUUUAGCUCAUGCACCAACUGGUAAAUUUGUUUGAAAAUUGUUGGAGCUGCAAAAAGCAAUUUUUUUCUAAAAACUGCUUGUGCACGAAGAGGCAGUUUCUAUUCUUUCAAAGUAGCUUUACUCUUUCAGCAAAGGUAAAGGUGAAAGUGGACAGAAAUACAGACAAAUGUUACCUUAUCCUGUUAUAUGGAAGAAUCACAAUGGAAAGGAUUACCGUGUUUCUGUGAACACAAUCCUAUUAAUGAACAUCAGCCAUAUUGUGUAAAUGAGCUAAUUUGUGCUAGAUAUAGCUGCGUAACUCCCACUGAAGCCACCAAAGUCACAGAGCUAAAUUCGUACCCCCACUGCAGGAAUGCAGUGAGGAAAGUUUUGCUAAAUUCCUAAGCAAGCUGUUGCAUCUGAGUAAAAUCCUCAAGAGCACCAUGUCCAGGGUCUGCUGCACCUCCAGGGGGAGAGAAGAAGAUAAGGGCACUGGUGAAGUGACAGACAGAGCCAGUGAAAUAUUCAUGGCCCAUGGCUGGCCCUGGGAGCCAGGCUGGCUGCUGUGGCGAUCUUGGCUUGUCUCUGGGUGGGCAGCUCACCCCAGAAAUAGCAAAACAGUAGGCAAAAGAGAGAGAGUGCUCUCAGCUUCCUUUCCAUGUAUUACACCUCUUCCUGAGGCUGUCUUUCUGUUUUUCAUAAGGUAGCACCAAUGACUUGUUUGCGAACUUUUUGACAGCUAUUUCUUCAUCCUAGCUAACCUAAGUAACCGGCACUGGAAACCUACGGAUAGAGGAGAAGUAUUUUGCUUCCAGGUAUGAGGAACCCAAAGCACCUCAUUAGCCAAUUGCACUGCCGUUUUAACCUCAGUUAUUGCACUGUGUCAUGGCAUACAUUGCCAUUCGUUACAGUUUCAUCCAUAAAGGGUGACUGUGCUUCUGUAUGCUUGUAAUAGUCAGGCUUAAGACAAUUUGAUAAUUUCCUUUAAUUGGAGUGGAUUUGUUUCAUGGUUUCAAAGUAGAUUUCUGAAGUUAUCAAACAACAGGUGAUUUUUCAAAACUUAACAUCAAUCAAUUUUUUUAUAUUAAUUUCAUAUAUUGCUGCUAUUAAGCUAAGUAGAAAACGUAGUGGUUAACUUGAGAUGAACUACUUUACUACAAACUCUACUACUGAUUAGAGAUGUCAAAGUCCAAGGUUAGGAGGGCCUUCAGCAACCACUAAUGUUCUCAGAAACUGAUAGUAAGAUCCAGCUGCCCGUAUCAGAAAAACCCCAGGGUUUUUCUCAGAACUUGAUGUGUGCUCGUGCUGUUACCACCCUUUAAUAUGUUUCUGGUACAGAACAUACAGAACAUCACGGGCCUUGCCUGGUCCUUGCAAAUGAUCACAGAUUGUUUAGCUGUACUGUAAGGUCUCAGCACUGCUGCUCUUGUGGUCUCCAUUGAACAUAAGAGGUGCAGUAGGCAGCACAUCAUCAUUUAACAUCUUGCCUUUUGAAUUCUUCUGGAAAAGUAUAAAUGAGGGUAGAAGAGUUUAGACUAUGUAUUUUUUUUUUAAAUCUUUCACUGUGUUGUAAUAUCAUUCAUUGCCUUUAGUUAACAUCAUCUAUUCAUAUUGAGAACAAAGCUGCAUGUUACCUUACUGGGAAUGUGCUGGGCCAUCUUUGAUAUAGGAAUGAAGGAGCUUUAUAGGAUUUUGUAAAAAGAGUGGAGGUGGGCAGGCAAGAUUCUGUCUUUAGGCUUUGUGCAGGAAACGACCUCCAUUCUUUCAAAAUGUCCAGGAAAAUUUAACCUAACAUCAAUACCUAUUGGCAACUCUGUGAAGCAAAGCAGUAGCUACCAUUAUGGAGGAACGUAGCAAGAAAGCUCUGCAUAUUCUUAGAAGACGGGUGAAAACAAGCUUUCUUAAGCAUUUCUUCUUGAUAAAAUCUGACAUGUAAUGCAAGCCUAAUGUGAGGUUUUGUGUGCUGAUGAAGCCAGUUGAGACACAAGCUGGAUUGAUUUGAAGUGAAGAAGUAGGGCUUUUAGAGCUUUUGCCAAGGUUUACACUUCAGAUAAAAUAUUGUCAGCUAGCCAUGAGAACACUGGUAAUAGGCAGGUUCACAAGACUGAUGUAACCUUAACUCUGUGUAGCUUCAUGUAGGGUGAAACCAGAUGUUUGCAGAAAAGACCCCAGCAUUCCUAUAACAUCCAGAAGAUUUAUUUUCUAAUUAGAGAACCAGAUAUUAAAUACCUAUAUUUUUUCAUACAUAUUCAGUAGACCAUGUAUGUAGACAUUGUAUGAUGCUUUUCUAAAUGAUGACACCUUAAAUCAGUUUGCACAGCAGUCAAACUGUUGACACAUCUGCCAAACAAUGACUUAAACACCGUUGUAGAUAAGGAGCAUUGUUUUUUUUCAGAAGUAUGAGGUAGGGCUCUAGGGAGAUUUUCUUCUCAUUCUGAGAACUGCCAAAUAUGAAACAAAAUUUGUUCUAUAUGAAACAUGGACUGAAUACAUUACUGUCAAAGCAGUUAUUACUGGUUUACCUUGAUGUACUUCUGAACAGAAAUUGACGCUAUACAUUCCGUCUGGGUGGGUGCUAAAGAUGAACAGAUGGAUGCUUUUUGCCACGUUUUAUCUUAGGCAUUGAAUAAAAUGGUAAUGACGUCUUUAACUACAACAAUUUCUCUAACUGGAAGUCUCAGAAAUAAAAAAUGUUAAAUCAGUACGUAUCUUUUCCUAGUUUAUAAGCUAUUCUGGUUUGCCUCUUGAGGACUGAACUUUUCUGCUUUACAUGCAACUCUAAAUUCACUUUUUAUUAAUAUCACCAGCUAGGCUAGACUUGGAAAGGGCUAAUUAUUCUUCUGCUUGAAACCACAGGCAAUGUUUGGCAUUAUGCUGAAGUGAUUUAUCUCCCUCAGAUUAAACUGCAUACUUUGGGUGAACACUGGGUUGUCACUAGCAUCUCAAUCAAAUAAGGAGCAGUCAUGAUGUCCUGAAAGUUGGUGUUUGUGGUUUUUGUUUUUAUUUUUAUUUUUUUUUUUUAAUUUUUAUGGCAAGUGAGAGUGCAGAACUUUCUAAUGAAGGAAUGAGAAAAGCAGAUGCUGAUUUGAUAGGAAAAUAUUGCACAAAAUUUACAGGAAGGCUGAGCAGCUUUCAAAGAUUAUGAAACUUUUCUCUGUUAAGAUUGCUAUGUAUAAUAGGUUGCUAUGUAUAAAAGAUUUUCCAAUGCCUCAUUUGCUUAUUUAUAAACUGUUAUAAUUUUUCCUUAAAAUUGAGUUCAUUAUUAAGUGGGGAUGCCAUUGAUUUUUGAUGGAUUUCUACUAAUGUAGUCUUUUAUGAUAAUAUUAAUGAGAUAGCCUUUAAUGGUUGGUUUCCUGGAUUGCCAAUACAGUCUCUGUAUACAGUGUGUGUCAAAGUGUCAGACAGAUGAUGCAAAUUGUGCAAAGACUGUGACACUACAAAAUUAGCUAACCUAUGCUUUUGAUAUUUUUAUCUUCCAUGUGUCACAUUUUUUAAAGAGGUUACUAGUCUUGCUAGAAUUGGCACUGACAGAGGGUGACACCAUCACUGAAAUAGAGGUGGCGAAAAAUAUCUGCUUAUUUUAGCUAUUUGACCAUGUGUUUUUUCUCUCGAGGUCCAUCUGCUGCCACUGGCUCAGAAAUCUGAUUUAGAUGCACUGCCUUGCCCUUCCAUCCCCGAAACUGCAUAAAUGCAGUACUGAAUCACAAUCUUAAAUCUAAGUAGGUGGAAAAAGCAUUUCAUUACACUACAGUUCGAAUUUUUCAAUUUCCCUUCCCUUGCUUCUGGGAAGCUUGAGUGCUUUGCUAUUCUAGCAGUGGGAUUAGAUAUAAACCUUAAAAAGCCUUCUUUCUUUGAAGGGGGCACUACGGGUUGCCUGGCUUUCGUUCUGGUCUCAACUUGCUUUAGACACAGUCAUUCAUCUCCAGUUUGCUUCAGCUGAGUGCAAAACUUGGCAGAAGUAAAUUCCAUCUUGCUGUUUAACUGCCUUUUCAUGUCUCACCAACGCUGGUUUCUCUGCCCACGUUUCUCCCCCAGCUUGUCUGCAUCACCUCCCUGACACUUCUUGUAUCAACUCUGCCUACACUUGCUGGCAAGGGCUGCAAAAUCCUCUUGUCUUUGACACACUGUUAAGGGGGCUGGUACCAAAGCAACAAGGCAAAAAGGCUGUGGCCAACCUUGGGGCAUCCAUUCAAACUUCCAGGAGCCUGCCCUCAUUGUCUUCAGCUCAGCGCCUAUCCUCUCAGGCUAAGCAAAAGAGUCCUUGUUAAAUAAAGUUUCCCUAGAUGAGCAGGGGCCACAUAUACCAUUAUAGACCAGUCUUCUUGGGUGUGUGGGUCCCUCAUUAUGCAAGCAGAAAGAACUGCUGUGACAGUGGAGCUGGAGAAACAUCAGGAGUGAUGUGUCUUACGAGCACUAACAUCCCUUGGCCAAACAGGAGAGUCCCAUUGUCAAGGGUUAAGAUUGCGGGGUAGCAAUAAAACCCUGGCUGAUGUAUUGUUAACCCCCUCUCCCCCCCCACUUCCCCCUUUCUGCCCCUCCCUCUCCCCCCUUCCCACUCAGGACAGGUGAUUGGGAGGCAAAGAAGGACAGAGAGAAGAGAGUUGGAAAAAUUAACAAUGUUUUACUAAUGCUACUAGUAAGAGUAGAGAAAAUAAUACAAAAUAUACAAAACCAAUCUUGAAAGUCUCAGCAACUGCAGAGCCGGCACCCGAAGUCCUGGAUUGGACUCUGCAGCCAACCGGAGCUGGAUUCAGUCUCUCACUAGGCCUCAGUUCGCAGGGACGACUAGCAAGAUCCUCUCCUAAUGUCGGCCAUAAGCAGAAGGGAAAAAGCAAAGGCAAAAGGGCAAAGGGAAAAGGGAGCAAAAGGGACGAGAUCCUCAUGAUCUCCCACUUUUAUAUGAAGUAUUCACGUGAAUGGAAUGUUAUACACAGUUGGUCAGCUUCUUGGUCACCGGUUUCUCGUUGCCCCUCUCGCGAGAUGUCCAUCCAUGCUUAUCAAUAAGUUUGCAUUCCAUUGCUAGGUGUACCAAAACAUGUGUCUGGUUCUCCAGGAAAAUGCAGUUAAUAUGAAGGCUUUAGCUGACAGGCAAAAUUCACUGAAAGAGAAACUUGUUUUUAACAAAACCAGGACACCCAUCUUCACAUAUUCCGUGCCAGACUAAGAACCUCUUCCUACCAGCAAAGAGACACUGAUAAUACCCAGCUAUCAGCUUGUGAUGUGGCAAGUGUCACACAGUUCCCUGUCCUUUUUCCCUAGUUUUCUAUUGUAACAACAGGCUCUCUGCCUGGGUAUCAGGUCCUGAGUGUGAAACAUGCAAUUGGAUGCUUUCCUGCCUUUUGGUGGAUUUUUCCUAAUGGUCUGGCUGCCUCUGCCAUGAACAGUACACAAUCUGCCAUGACCUUUGUGAAGCCGUGGGAUGAACAGGACAGGGCAGUCAGAGCUGCUCUAGACAUCAGAGCUGCUCUGGUCCCCAGAGCCACCACAGAGCCAGCUCGUGGGCACAGGACACCUUGUAUGCCAUGAGGGUCCUUUAUGUCUAUAUCCCUCAAGGGCAAGGCUACUCUCGUCUGUGCUCCCAGACGUGAUACUGUCUGGUAUCAUGGACAGCAGUACUCAAAGGCCUCUUCAUCUUUUUACUCUUCGCCUUCCACAUAUCAUGCCCAUAGAAAUGUCUUUUUAGGACCUACAUUCUGGGGCACAGAAGAAGUCUAUGACAGAGGGCUGGUGGAAACAAGCAGCUAAAUAUCUCCUUGCUGGGCAUCUUUUAUGAAUUUCAGGUCUGGCUGGGGGAAAGGAGCUUUGCUGAUGUCCAGAGGGGCUGCAGUGACCAAAACCUGGCUCCCUAGCAGGAGAUUUAAAGGGAUCUUGUAGCUGAGAGAAGUGGAUUUCCUGUCAGAAACCUCAUAAAGUUUUCAGUGGGAAGGUAGAUAUGGUGUUAACCUCAGAAUGGGAAAUGUAAUCCUAGCCCUUGAGAUAAGAGGUAUUGAGCCCUUCAGAUAGGAGGUAUUGAUGUUUUUACAACUGAAAUCUUUGCCGCUCUGUUCUGGUGUGUCCCACCUGGAUUUAUCCCAUCUGUGACCCUGUACUGCUUUCCAGACACUUUCUGGGCAGAAAAAGUGUUCUUGAUGGGUUCCUUGUUGGCAAAUGGUAUAGUAUGGGAGAUUUAUGAGUGUUAUUCUGUGGCUCUCCUCAAAUAGCAGGGAGUUGGGAUCAAGCACAUGUGAAACCAUGAGGCUUUCUUGAGCCAGCUCAAGCCAUUUGGGUGCUGAAGCCUCCCCUUUGUUUGAAGUGUUGGGUCUAAAUGCCAGCCAGAACAUACCCUGGCUAAGCUAGAGCCGUGCAUGGGCUGUUUGGGCAGGUGGCCAAGGCCUCCUUAGAAUUACAGCUGGCAAGAGGGGUCAAGGACAGCAAAAAAAACUUUUUCAAAUACAUAGCAGAUAAAACUAAUACCAGAGGCAAUGUAGGCCCACUAAUGAACAGGGUGGGUGCCCUGGUGGCAGAAGAUACAGAGAAGGCAGAAUUACUGAAUGCCUUCUUUGUCUCUGUCUACUCUGCCGGAGGCUGUCCUGGGGAGCCCUGUACCCCUGAGACCCCGGAUGAAGCCAGGUCAAUGGAGGAGUUUGCUUUAGUUGAUGAGGACUGGGUUAGGGAGCAAUUAAAUAGUCUGGACAUCCAUAAAUCCAUGGGUCCAGAUGGGAUGCAUCUGCAGGUGCUGAGGGAGCUGGCUGAAGUCAUUGCUGGACAGCUCUCCAUCAUCUUUGCCAAGUCUUGGGAAACGGGAGAGGUGCCCGAGGAUUGGAGGAAAGCAAAUGUCAUUCCAGUCUUCAAAAACGGCAAGAAGGAGGACCCGGGUAAUUAUAGACCGGUCAGCCUCACCUCUGUCCCUGGGAAAGUAAUGGAACAGCUUGUUCUUGGUGCCAUCUCAAGGCAUAUCAAGGAUAAGAGGGUUAUUAGGGGCAGUCAGCAUGGCUUUACCAAGGGUAAGUCAUGCUUGACCAACCUCAUAGCCUUUUAUGAGAAUGUAAAAAGGUGGAUGGAUGAUGGCAGAGCGGUGGAUGUGGUCUACCUUGACUUCAGUAAAGCCUUUGACACAGUCUCCCACAGCAUCCUCACAGCUAAGUUGAGGAGGUGUGGUCUAGACAAUAGAGUAGUGAGGUGGGUUGCAAACUGGCUUAAGGAGAGAAGCCAGAGAGUGGUAGUCAAUGGUGCGGAGUCUAGUUGGAGGCCAGUAUCUAGUGGAGUGCCUCAGGGGUCAGUACUGGGGCCAAUAUUAUUCAUUAUAUUCAUUAACGAUUUAGACAAGGGAAUAGAGUGUACUAUCAGCAAGUUUGCUGAUGACACUAAGCUGGGAGGAGUGGCUGACACGCCAGAAGGCUGUGCUGCCAUCCAGCGGGACCUGGACAGGCUGGAGAGUUGGGCGGGGAAUAACCUGAUGAAAUUUAACAAGGGAAAGUGUAGAGUCCUGCAUCUGGGCAGGAACAACCCCAGGUUCCAGUAUAGGUUGGGAAAUUACAUAUUAGAGAGCAGUGUAGGGGAAAGGGACCUGGGGGUCCUGGUGGACAACAGGAUGACCAUGAGCCAGCACUGUGCCCUUGUGGCCAGGAAGGCCAAUGGCAUCCUGGGGUGUAUUAGAAGGGGGGUGGUUAGUAGAUCGAGAGAGGUUCUCCUUCCCCUCUACUCCGCCCUGGUGAGACCACAUCUGGAAUAUUGUGUCCAGUUCUGGGCCCCUCAGUUCCAGAAGGACAGGGAACUGCUGGAGAGGGUCCAGCGUAGGGCAACGAAAAUGAUUAAGGGAGUGGAGCACCUCCCUUAUGAAGAAAGGCUGAGGGAGCUGGGUCUCUUUAGCUUGGAGAAGAGGAGACUGAGGGGUGACCUUAUUAAUGUUUAUAAAUAUAUAAAAGGUGAGUGCCACGAGGAUGGAGCCAGGCUCUUCUCCAUGGCAAACAAUGAUAGGACAAGGGGUAAUGGGAUCAAGCUGGAACACAAGAGGUUCCACUUAAAUUAGAGAAGAAACUUCUUCUCAGUAAGGGUGACAGAGCACUGGAACAGGCUGCCCAGGGAGGUUGUGGAGUCUCCUUCUCUGGAGACAUUCAAAACACGCCUGGACAUGUUCCUGUGCAACCUCAUCUAGGUGUUCCUGCUCCAGCAGGGGGAUUGGACUAGAUGAUCUUUUGAGGUCCCUUCCAAUCCCAAACAUACUGUGAUACUGUGAUACUGUGAUACUGUGACACUGUGAUACUGUGACACUGUGGCUACUACCAGCCCAUAAAACACACCGCAUCUGAGCUCUCCUGGACCUCUUUUCAGUGGAAUCCUUUUUCCUGGGUUUCUCUUUAGCUUAUCUCAGUGCUUUGCAAUAUUUGUAAGUAAAAUUUGAGUGUUUUUUUCCUAUAAAAUCCCUUCAAAUAGUGGAUAUAAUCUGACAGAUCAUAUAACAGAUUUUCUGAACUAAAAUGCUGAUGCUGACUAAAGCCAUUAUAAUCCUUCUCUGUGCAAGUACUAUUAAUGAGGUUUACCACAAACAAGUGGUGCGUGCUCCAUUGCUCUUUCAAGUCAGGCAGCUAACUGGUUUCAGUAGAAACCAAAAUAUAGCAGUAACAAAAGAAGAUUUGCAACUUAAAGGCUGUAUCCUCCCACAAACAUUUAAAAACACUAAACAAACACCUCUGUGACUGGAAAUUAAAGUAAACAUGGCUUCUUCAUGGAAGAAGUCCAGUAAGGAGAUUACCUGUCUGAAGAUUAGUCAAUUAGAGUUUGAAAACAAUUGGGAAAAUCUUUUAAAGACAUGCCUCAGUUCAUCAAGCCCCUCUGAGAAGCAGGAGAUAGUGACUGUGGCAAAGGUCACUGAAAUAGUUAUCUGUGUUUGCCCUGGGCUCUUCUCAAAGUCAGAGCCAUGUGCUCAUGGCCCCCUUCAGCUUAUCUCCAGUGCAAUCUAUGGUACUUUUUUUCUGCUCCUCACUUUCCUUCAAAAUCAGAGCGAGUGAAAUUACAGAUACCGUACAGUAAGUCCAAGGAUAAAAUGUGAAUCACUUUCUGUUAUAAGUCUAAUUCUGACUGCUUCAUCCCCACGCAAUCAACAAAUGAUUGCUUUUUUUUCCUUGUUUUUUAAAGUAUUUUCCAUCUGAAAUUGGCAGGUAGAGCAGAGCUGUAGCCAGAGGUACAUUUUUCUGGAAAAUGUUCAAUGUAAUUGGACAAUGCCCAUUUUACAGAAAAGAGACUCUAAAACCCUCUAGGUGUUUCUUUUUUUUGAAAUACCUUGUGAUAUUUUCUAUAAAAAUCCUAUCUCAGAACCAGCUUGACCUAGAAAUGUCAAUAUAUUGGAGAUUCUUGCUAGUGUGGAUUUUGGCAGUGCAGAGUGUCUCAGCAGGCUUUAACAACAUUGCCAAAAGUCCUGUGGAGAAAAUUAAUCUCUAGCAGAGCCAAAUUGUUUCAGAAAAUAAUCCAGGGGCUUAGAUGAUUUGCCAUUGUCAAGCAUCUUCAGCAAUUAUAACCUGCCUUGCUCCCCUUCUCAGCCUUUCUGGCUGUGCGCUUGACUCCAAAUUAUUUCCCAUGUCAGCAUCAUGUCUCUUGUAUGAUUGAGAGUGUGGUAGGAGGCAAAACCAUGAAGAUUUUUGGUUAAGGUAGGGCAGAUUUCACUACAGAAAGGCUACAAAAUUGGGCAGACAGCUUUUAGCAUUUUCACUUGCUACAGUAAAACUGCAAAGGAGAAAUCUGGGUCCCAUUUGGCAUCACGGGGCUUAGGGAGAAAGGUUGAGUGAGUCAGUAGUAAAUAAAUGGGGUAUGUGGCAAGACAACAGGUGGCUGUAUCAGCAAGAAUAUACACGACCUUCUGUUGUUCCUCUGAGCUUCUGUUUCACAGAAAGCUCUAAUCAUUUUGGGUAAAUAGAACUAUAACUAUGGAUAGACAAAAAGGCAUAAGAAGGAAAUUAUUCAGUGGGCAGAGAAAGCAAGCCUGCUCUCUUCAGCUUUUUUCCAUCUGUUGGUCUCCAUUGAGAAACUGAAAAGGCAGCUGCUGAGGAGUCCUGAUCUGCUGGCAAUCCAAACUGACUAUUUGAUUUGCUUUUGUACAGUUGCAGUGCUGAAUCUCCGUGUUCCAACAGGAGCUGGGUUUGUUAUUUCAAGGCUUUUUUAGCCUUCACAGCCAUUGAUUUUCUCCUAAGGCUUUAGUUUUCAAAAUAUGCUGUAAUCUAACAUAGUAUAAAUCUAAAGAUUAUCCAAAUUUAGAGAACUUUAAGCUUCAGCGGGGGAGUAGAAUGAUACGAGAGUUUUCAGCUUGUGCUAGCUUUUUGUAGCUUUAAGUUGCAGAAAUAAUAAUAGUAUUUAUAAGAGUCAGCAAGGGGCUGUAUUAAGAACGCAUUUCAUGGUUGUGAAUAUGCUGUCCAUGUAGUUUUGUGUGUGAUUCAUUCAGAUUCAUCAUGUGAGGCUUUUAAAAAAAAAAUUUGCAACUGUUCUUCAUGUCAGAGAAAUCCACAUAUUUAUUUGUCCUGAGGCCCUCAUUUCUGUGAACCUCUAACACCAGGUUGAAACACAUCAGGCUGAUCUGACUGAUGUUAAUUUGAACUUUCCCUGCUCAUUUCUUACAUUGUAAUAGUUACAGCACAACCUCAUCACACGUGCCAAGAAAAGACAUAUUGCAGAGAACCACACAGAAGGAAAAUGUUGCCUUCUCGUCCAAAGGAGAUCUUGUCUCCUGGAUUCAUACUUUUAGAAAUCAAAAUCAGAACAGAAGUAAAUGCUGGCCUCAUUUUCACUUACAAAAUGUCCAAGUCCCCAGAAAUCAUACUAGAGGUCACUGAUGUCUUGGGGGACCUCCUCAUUCAAACCAAUGAAAAAAAUCUCAAGCCUCACUAUUUUCUGAAGGCUUUUUGAGGUACAUGUGAGUUCCACAGAACCUAUCUGACCUGCCUCUGACUGGCCUCACAACACCUGAGCUUGAAGUCAGUAUGCAGGUUGUCCAACACGUGGGAAAAGCUGUAUCACUUUCAACAGAUCAUUAUGCCAUUAAGGCAUGAUCCAGGGCAACUGGUAAUUGCUAUAAUGCUGGAUUGUUGUUCCCAUAGAUCUUUUGAAGAUGAGCAAAGAGGGGAAUAGAAACUCAGAGAAAUAAGUGAAAAAAAAAAAAAGAAAAAAAAAAGGAAAAAAAGAGAAGGAAAUUAUUUUUGCAACUACAUGCAGUAGAAGAUUUCCAGGCCAGUAGAUCCUUCCUCUUAGAAUCCAGAGAAUCUUCCAAAUCAGCUGUAAAAAGAAAAUCAGAGGAGUUGCCCUGACAAGAUGUUUAGCAUUUGCAGCAGCAUGUAUAGUAUAAAUACUUGAAUAGCACAAAUUACAGCAGGGAUACCACUUACAGACCAAAGAUUCUUCUACUUCCAUGUAUUCCUUAUGGUUGGGAUACUGAAACCGGUGUUUUAACUAACUAUGAAGUCAUAUUUUUCUGUUAUUUUUUUCUUAGACAGCUAUGAGAAGAAACCAAUGUGAAAAAUACAUACUUUCCUCCAAAAGUGAUAAAUGGUGGGUUUUGGAAUAUAAGCUGGUAUAUUGUGAAAGGAAUCAAUAGUCAAGAAACAAGGGGUCAGAAAUGUUUUUCUUUUCGUGUUUAAAACAGAAAAAGAUUAAAAAUUCUCCAUCCCUAUAAUAAAAUUCCACAAUAUUUUACAAUCAUCUAAGAGAUGCAGGAUGCAAAUCUAUGACAAAUUUCACAGUAACGAGAAAUAAGCUGAGAAAAUUGAUGGAUGGGACUUCUAUUAAGAUCUAGAUAAAAGCAGUGAAGAAGAACACAGAAUAGCUCCUGACAGUGCUGGCAAUAACAUCCUCUUGACUCAUAGCGCCUGAAGGGGAGCCUUGUGUUACGUGGCGGGCUUUGUACAGGUUCAUUCUUCAUAUAUGCAGAGUCUUCUAGGCUGAACUCAAGCUGUGGGUGGAGAUGCUGAUCUGGGACUCAGAAAAUCCCGGGCAGCCUAUUUGAGAUGUCUACUCAAAGUGGCCAAGGUCUUCUCAUGAAGGGCAGACAGUGCUGAAUUUUGCUGUCUCCUGGCCAAGAACAAAAUAACCUGUCACUUCCUGACCGUGCGGUGUUGGUGAAGAUUUUUGGUAAGAAAGGAGCCGUUUUUCUUAAAGAUGCCAGAUAUGCAGGUGAUGUGGCCAGGAUUCUAGAGAACAGCCUGUGCCUAAAACCAGCCUCGAGAUGCCUAAAUUAGAAGCUUAGUCACACGGCCUGCCAGUUUAAUCAGCGUAGAAAGAUAGACGCCUCCAGAGAAUGGUAUAAAUCUUAGUGCGAGCGUAUCCUAAAUAUAGUUCUGAGGAAUCCACACCUGAGUCUGCUCUAUGUAUAAGUGGCUUUCCUGAAUGGGACAAAGGAAAUCUAGUGAGGAAUUUAAAAACAAAUGAUAAGAAAUUACUGCAUAUGCUGGGAACAAGGUAAUAGCAUAUUUGGACCACCCCGCUGUGUUUUUCUGCCUUAAGUAAAUACACAGAUGUAUAACAAUUAAAACAUUUAAAUAAAAUAGUAAAUAAUAGUGACAUGGAAUAAUACAUUCACAUUGAAUAAAUGCGAACAAAUAAAUAAAUAUGAAGACUAGAGCAAAGGAAUAAUAAUUUAUUUUAUUUUGACUUUAAGAAGUAAUGAAGUGUGACAGCUGUACUAGAAAUGGGUGAACACCAGAGAAUAAAAAUGAUAUAUAUAUAUACACCUGCUAUAAGUGUGUGUGUAUGUGUGUGUGUGAAUUUACAAACAGUGAGAAAGCAAUGGGAUAACUUUGAAAGGGAAAACAUACCUAGAGGAAGACAAAAUAUCAUCAUAUAUGUGGCUGGAGAACCUUGUGACCUUAUGGUUGUGUUUCAGAUACCAUUUCUAUGAGAAGUGAUUCUUUGCAGUCAUAGGCUUUUGUGUUUCAAGAUAAAGUUUGAUUUUUAUUUUUAAUAUAUUUUUUUUUUUAAUGUAAGGCACUCAAGAUUUAGUAUAUCUUUCUUCUAUUAAAUCUACAUGAAUAUUUUUAUGUGCUGCUAGUGAUGGUUGCAAACAUUCCAAGUCACAUUAAAGGGAAUGACAGCAAGGUGCAAAGAACCUCAGGAAAUCAAUGGCUUCAUGUACCCAGUUCUUGUGUUCUUGCAGCAUUUCCAUCUCAUUUCCACUGUUUCCAGCCUUGGAUUUCAUGUGCGUUAUGCCAAUUAAUAAACUUCUUUCAAUCUAGUACCUCUGUGCAGCCUUCAAAAGUAAUGUUUUAAAUUACGAUAGGAAAGUGGGGAAGGUAUAAACAACAACUGAUAGCACAACUCUGGUGGUGUGAAAGUCCCACUAACACAGGGAGUUUUUUCCGCCAAGAGGAACAUAUCACUUAAUGGGUUUAUUUUGAGGGAGGCUGUCAAGUCUCUGACUGACAAUAAUGUAGGAAGUUUCUUAAUGCUUAUGUGGGCUUCAUAAUAUCCAGGGAGUUAAGACAGAAAGAGAAAAAAUUGCCACGAUGUUAAUGACGCAUCUGACAUUUGUUUAUGCAUUCCUGUGUCCAGUUCACAUGCAGCUAAGAUCAGUACUCAUUUAAUAGGGCUUCAUCUUCUUGUCAUUAUUUAGUUAAAUAGGUACUUUUAAUGACAUAUACGUACAUAUCUUAUACACUUUUAUUUUACAUAAAUAGAUCCUAUGAAUUUCUCUUGCAUGUUUCAUAAACACUUCAGAUUAUAACACCUGAAAGAACUGUAUAAAGCUGACUGGAGCUGGUCUAUUUAUGCUGCAUGUUUGUAGUUUGGUCCUGAACUGCAGCAGGGUUGAAAAAGCUCCUUAAAUCCCAGGAUAACUGAGGAAACCUCACAGUCAGAAAGAAGAAUGCCAGCUUGCUUUUCCUCCGAAUUAAGAUUUUACAGCUUUUUUCUUAUGAUAUUGGUCUUCAAAAUGGAAACUGAUGCUAACCAGAAUCUAAUGAAGUGCAGCUGGACUUUAUUUCGAACAUCAGGAAUGUGGGGGUGAAGCAGAACUAAUACCAUUGCUCUGGAAAAGUACUUACACGAUUAUAAAAUGAUCAUACCCUAAAUGCAGGUGGUGUUCCAGUGAGAGCAUAGUAGAGGAAAUCAAGCUAUACUUGGGGGACAUGGUGAGCCUGGUCGACCCCCCAUAGAGUUCUUCUUGCUCCGUGUCCCUCCUGUGAAGAGUUCAGCCUGUUGCCACAAGGAUCGGCUGUUGUUGUGUGGUCCUUACAAGGAGAACCCACUUGGUGGGUUCCUUGCCAGGGCGUAUGUCACCCCCAAGACAUGUGAAGCUCUUCCACCUCCUCCAACACAAGAAGGGCACAAGAAAAUGAAGGAACAAAGGCGUGGCCAAGCUUUAAUGCUCCUGAAUGACAUUUCAGUUUUCUGUUGGCAGUCUGUUGGACUUGUGCCUGUCUUCAAUUCCCAGCCCUAAACAUGACGAUGUUGCUCUCAAAAGCCUUGGAGUUUUCUUGCAAUCUCACACAGGAACCAGUUUUUGCAAUCCACUUGCCUGCUAGACACCAUGGGAAACGCCUCCUUCACCCCAAGAUGAGAAGAUUGCCAGUGCUUAAUGAAGUCCCACUCCCUUCAAGAACAGUGACACUGACCCCAAAGUCUGAUUUUCUUUCAUCCAUUUUUACCUUGAAAAAUCCACUCUAUGGAGCUCUUUUCUCCCCUUGGACAGGAGAGGGGCUGAAGAGAGGAUAAUCUAGGGGAGGAAGGACAGCAUAGCUGCCAUCCUGCCAUUACUGUAGAGGCCAAAUGUCACACUCAGCAAUCUGAGCUUCUAGAAGGAACAUAAGGGUAGUGUGGUGUGAGCGUAAUGGCUUUUAGGCUGAAUUUGUUCCAGGCUGACUGAAAAAGAUAUCAGUAACACAGGGCAGGAAAACAUCUCUUAAGUUGUUAAGUCCAGCACUCUGCUAUCCUGGGUAGCCAUGUUAUAUAGUUUCCUUCAGAAAUGCAAGACUGUAUAGCUGAUUUAUCUUAAGAAGAUAAACCAGAAAACCUUAGGGUUCAUGUUCUUACAAAGAAAUGGCAUGAUGAGGCCUGCAUUGCUAAUCUGAAAAUGGAAAAAAACAGGACUGCUAAACUCAGAGGAAAGUGAACUAUGCCAUGCCAAAAGUGAAAGAGAAUGCAGAAGGUUUAGAUCAAUGUUAUACAACUCCAGCAGUUUCAUUCAUUGUACUAUUUUUACUCAUAGCUGCAGUAUACAAGAGCUGCAUACACAAACUGCAUAGAGAAGUAUUUUAAAUGCUUGUGGGCAGAAGAACCAUGAGCAUUUUUCACAGAACUGUCUCAGUUAAUCCUCAGGUUACAUCUCUGAAACUGCCUGCAGAGAAGCAAAUGCCACCCCAUAAACUUCCAGAAAAAAACAGCAAUUAAAGUUGUAAUUACUUCAGUACAUCCUGGUUUUUAAAGUAACACCUUCUGGAGGGAUUUCCUUUGCUGCAGAGUCCAGGUGAUGAACUGUCUGUUGCAUUUGAUUUAGACUACAGUCAUGAAUACUUUCUGAAGUUUAGUAGGUAGGAAAGAGAGGCUGAGAGCUCUCCAGCUCCAAACUGACAGGAUAUUCAUAAUUUUUGGAUUAGUUCCUCUUUCUGCAAAAUGCAGGAAAUGAUAUCAGUGUUGAAUUAUAUCCAUACUUGAUCUUCCAGGUCUGUUUGCUAUUUGUGGUGAAGACUAUUCAAUGUGCCUGAUGCUGGUGUGCUUGUCAUUUGGGUCCUCUGGCAGGAGCGGUAUCACAAGUGGAGGACUCUGUCUCUUGCUGAAAUCUUCUGCUCUGUCAAAUCAGCUGUUAAGGUUUUCUGUUACUGCACAGAUAGACCUGCUUUCCUUCUUUAGGUCUACAUUUCUCAACUGGGGAGAAUUUCUUCAUGAAAAAUAUUAAGUGGAGAGCAUGCAUAAAAUAAUCCUUCCUGUUUGUGUGCUCCAAGUUGUUGGUACCAGCAACUGAAAGACCACCUGUGUUGGAGGUUACAUCUGAAACAUGGUCUUCAGUAGCACUAGACAAGCCAAAUUUAACUUAUAAUUUUAAUUAUAAUUUAACUUAUAUCUCUUAAAAAAGAAUAGUUUUUUGUUGGUGGUCUAUGACCUGCAAACACUGAGGCAGGUGGUUGCAAAGAUUUCUUUUUCUAGCUUGAAAAAGGUGUUUCUAUAGUAUAGUGUCUCACAGCAAUGAUCCAGAUACCAGGAUCUGGAAAAAACAGCUGAAAAAAAUCGCAAACUAACACUUUCAAAGUUAAGGCAUCAGAGAAAACUGAUCAUUCAGAUGCCUGUGGUGGCUUUGUCCUUUGUGUAAGAAGGUUGCAGAAAUUUUGACAGCAGCCUCAUGAAACAUGCUCUGAGGAUUUCCUCCAUGCAAGCUCCUGGGAGGGAGAUACUGAACUGUCAUCAUGACAGGUUCAUCAGUGUAGCAGAGACUAACUCUGCAGUUCUGUCACCCUCCAGAUGGGAAGAAGAGCAGGAUAUCAGUCCGGCACAUCAGGACGAGUUUUACUUCUGUGGCAAUUGAUGCAGACAGGCAUCUGCCAUGAUGCUUAAGAGGAGUGAGGCACUUAACACCUUGACUUAAAAAAAAAGCUUUAAGGCAUAUCUGGAAAGCUCAGAAGGUGCCUAUCUCUACACCUUUAAAGCUUUAAUAUCCAGCCCUUGGUCUGUGUGUUUCUUCCCUCCCUAAGAGAUGGGGGCGAUAACACCUCUCCACCUCAGAAGGAUGCCUUUAGACUGGCCUUUUCAGUCUUUAAGUUGGAUAAACAAUGGAACAUGACAUUGCAAUACAGUAUCGGCUGUUAAAUAUCUGUGACUGCAGCAGAAUUUUCUCAAGGUCUGUUUCCUCUAUUGAGAUUUGUGAGCAAUCACUGACAUUUAAGUGAAAUGGAGAAAUGGAGACUCUGAAUUUUGUGAAGUUUUUCACAAUAUGAAAUCACAUUUUCCUUUGUAUUUUAUGUAAAUAUGUCUGCAUCUCUUCUGGCAGCUAAGCACAAUUCCCCUUAGGAAAACAUUUUGUAACAUGGAAACAAAACCUGUGUUGUUGUAUGCCCCAGAAACAUGCACUAUUCUUCUUCUCACUAGAUGGAGGUCCAGUGCCAUGAAAACUGUAGCUUUCUUGAUUCUUCCUAUUAGUGGUGAGGUUGAAAUUACUGCCAUGGUGAUCUAGACAAAGCUUUACAGUGUAUCUGUGUUCUCAGUAGAGAGCACAGAUAAAGGAAUGCAUAUUUAUACAUCUGUCAAAGCCUAUAAUACCCUCUGGUAAUAAAACAUUUAGACAAGGGAAUGUAAAAAAAAAUGCCAUAAAGCUGUAAAGAUUUAGAAGUAGAUGUUUAAAGGCAUGAAGAUUUUAUAAAAUCCAGCUGUACUGAAUGAAUUUCUUUUGGCAAAAGGAGAGCUAUUUAACAGAUCACAUCUGCCUGGAUGAUGCUGUAUUAAUCCUGACAGUAAAUUGCUGUAACUAAUCUCUUUAAUUAGGGAGAGUAAGGACUGCCAUUUAUUUUGCUUUUCAGUUUGUUUAGUAGUCAUCCUGCAAUGCCAGUGCAUUUAACACUUGUCAGUCUUCGUAUCAAAACGAAAACCUUUCUUGAGUGAUACUUGGCAAUUGCACAAAUGAGUCUUGUUUGGCCUCUUCCAAUCUUCCAGUGGCUUUGUCUUUCACUUCCCAGAAAGUCUGUAUCCUCUUUGUCCUCUUUAAACAUCUCUCAUAAUGCCAUGUUAGACUUCUCUGAGGAUCAUUUUUAGGACAGAAAAUGUGACAACAGGAUAAAGAAUCAAGCAAAUAGGGACUAAUUUGGGAUUGUUAUGUUAUCAGUUUGCAAGCUGAUGUGCUCUAAGGGUGGAUGGGCCAGUGCUUCAGGUGAUGGGAGAAAGAGGUCCAAUUUCUCCCUCUCCUCCAAACUUUAUGACAGAUCAGAUCGUUUCAGCUCAAUCAUACAAAUGAUGUUAAGGCCUAAAAUAUCAUUUAGGUCUGGUAUUUAAGCUACCAAGUUCAGAAUCUAGAUCCUGAAGAUCAGAUGUUUCUUAGCCUGGCAGUGACUCCAAAGUCUUACAAAAUUCUUUGUGUCUACAUCUCCCAGUGUGGGCAGUAUCUUUCUGGUGAAUGCUGGGUGGUACAAACCUACUUCAUGCCCACACUCCUAAAGAUUUCACAAAUUUGGAGUUCUUCAGUAUUUUGUCUAAUGCUCCUGCUUAUUUCUGUACUUUUUUUUUUUUUAGAUGUUUCAGUCUUAUCUGUGCAGAGGGUGCUGAUUGUUGUGAAUUCCCCAUCUACAUUGGGACUUAGAUACAUAAACAUAGCUGCCUAGUGCCACUGGAGAUGUCCUUGGUUACCAAGUCAUCAAUGUGGAGCAGAUAGAUACAACACAGUAUGUGUGGAGAUGUGUGUCUUCCUGGUGUGGCAUCUGUAGGCAAGAUGUGUUACCCUAAGGCAUCUAAAUACGUGCUGUCUGCCUGUGUUUGGGCACCUAAAUUGCUCUUGUUUCCAAUAAAGGAAAUCAAGGACCUGAUGAAGAAUCCUGCAUUCUACUGAAAAUUUACUGCAAGACUGCUAAAUAUUUUUAAGCCAUCUACUUUGGUGAAGGUAACUUUAGGAGGAACAUUAAGUGUAAACUAGGGGCCUCCAUACUCUACAGAGGUGAAAAUAACUUGCAAGUUAUGAGGUGCUGAGCUACCAAGGAUAUUGGGCUAACUAAACAUUGUCAUUAAAACAACCUAGGUAGGCAGCUCCACAUCCCUAUCCAGGACAUUUCAGCCCUACUGAAUCCCAUUGGGCUUGCAGCAGACUCAGCACGAGCUGCAAGAUCAGGGCUGAGUUAUGAGCUGUGAAAGAUUCGUUCACUUUGCAAAUUAAUGAACAUUUCAUUUUGUUGAAUUUGGGAUGGGUGAAAUAAAUUUAAUAAUAAAAAGGAGCAUGGAUACUUCAACUUAUAAUCCAUUUAGACCAGAAUUCCUAAAAUAUAAUAAAUUGUUGUAUAAUUUUCACUUUGAUACCUUUGCCAAGUCUCUUCCCCCUGUUAUCUAUGAUGCCAGCUAAUUUUAGCCAGGUGUGAAAACGGGUAAAGUGCUCAAAGAUAUUUUCCUUGUCUAAUGGAAAUAAAUAUCAGGAUAAAUGAGAAGUUUGACUCUUCUGAAGAAGGCACAGCUCAGUCAUUGUAAUCUUCUUUCAUAGCAAUCUCCUGGCUAAUAAGGCUUGCACACAACAGGUUGGCCUAUCCACAUGGACCCAGCUCCAGAUGAGUCAUGGUCACUGAUUUCUUUUUUCCCAGCGGGUGUAUUAUAAGCCCAAGUGGACAAACUGGGGUGAAAAGCAGGACAGGGCUAAGAGACACAGCAUAAAUUCGUGUUUCCAGGCCUCUUUGUUUCUCUGCCCAUGCAGCAUUUUAUUUUGGUUUUGCUUCAACCAAUUACUUUCAUGUUUACUCAUACAUUUUCUCUCUCACUGAUUAUACCAUAUUUACGUAUAAACAAUGGAUAUUUUCCAUGAUUUAAACUGUAAAUCUCCUCUCAAAAGUGCAGGUCAUGCAGGAGCAGCUUGACUAGGAAGGCAGGCUUAGAGUUUUUCUAGGUAAUAGCACAGUUAUUCUUAGUGCUCUCUACAUUAUCUUUGGCCUGACAUACACCACACAUAUGCCUAUAAAAGAGAACAAUUCUGAAGUUUUUCAGAGAUAGUUAUGGUAUAUUAGUUUUUAUGACCCAUUUCCAGUUGCUAAGAUUGUAUUUUUGAAAAAUGUGCUGAGCCCAUUAUGUCUUUUUCUGGAUUUACACUUUAUUCAGUGAAUAUGAAUUAUUGCAUUGUCUUUAUUAAAUAAAUUAGACAUACCUUGCCAGUUAUUAAUUAUAAAAGAGUAAAAACUUAUGAAAACUAGUCUUCUUUGUUUCUGACUCUGCUUAACAAAUUGCUUGCUCAAAUAUGAGAACUAUUAAGUUGAGUAGCCACAUUAUUAGGAUUAUUAUUAAAAUAAUCACCUUAAGCAAAAGUGAAAAAAAAAUUUCUGCAGAGAGGAGCAGAUGCUGAUGACUCCAAACAUGAGAUUGAAAGAUUAUUAAUUUUAAAGAUAAAUUUUCAAAUUUCCUUUAAAGUGUAAACCUAGUCUGAGUUGUCUGAAAAUUGUUAGAACUAUCCCAAAACUUAGACAAAAUGUAUGAUAUAAUAUGGGAAUUAUUUCAUCAAAGGGCAUGUGAGAGAAGUACACCCACUUCCACAAAACAUUCUCUAUAAAAAGUGUUACUUUUUUU
Columba livia (rock pigeon) is the source of this 25864-nucleotide messenger RNA. RefSeq names its product G protein-coupled receptor 63 (gene GPR63). Gene Ontology annotation, molecular function: G protein-coupled receptor activity. Bases 12156 to 13688 code for a protein of 510 amino acids. The record is from RefSeq and is a predicted model, not a curated record. NCBI's taxonomy places the organism in Eukaryota, Metazoa, Chordata, Aves, Columbiformes, Columbidae. The transcript has 4 exons. Gene Ontology annotation, cellular component: membrane. Gene Ontology annotation, biological process: G protein-coupled receptor signaling pathway.